Guillardia theta CCMP2712 is the source of this 708-nucleotide messenger RNA. RefSeq lists its product as hypothetical. The transcript has 2 exons. NCBI's taxonomy places the organism in Eukaryota, Cryptophyceae, Pyrenomonadales, Geminigeraceae. The record is from RefSeq and is a predicted model, not a curated record. Bases 1 to 708 code for a protein of 235 amino acids.
AUGCAUGCCUUAAGAUCUCUCGAAGGUCAUGAGACAUCAAAGCCGAAGCUCUUUGAUGUUUCUUACCCCAACCUUGACGUACCAGCUUCUCUUCCUUUGUCAGUUGGACCAGAAUUCCUUGCAGGUUAUGCAUGCGGUAUGAGCAGAGCGCACAAAGAAGCUCUCUCACACAUCGACGAGCUCGGGUCUUUGAGAUGCUGUGUGACCAAGAACGAAGAGAUGAUAUCAAAGCACACAAACAAGAUCAGCUCGUUAGAAAAGAAUCUUGCAUUUGCUUCUGGAAACUAUUUUCAAUCCAUGCACCUUAUGAGAGAUCGAGUGACACGGCUCGAAGAUCGUAACGUUGAGACUGCCAAGAAUUUGCAGCUUGCUCUUUUCAGAGUGAUGCAACUUGAACGAAGAUCUUCAAGGCAUCGAUUCAACUUGGGAAAGAUUCUAUCAAUGCUAAAGAAGUUACAAUCUCUCAAACGUGGCCUUGGCCUUGUUCUCUUUCUCGCUGCAAUCCUUGCAUUGAUACGGGUGGCUUCAAUUGUCAAUUUGGGUUCGGCACUGACUUGUGUACAGUGGAGAAAGAGCAUCCUGUCCAACGAGGUUCUGUUUGCGAUGCUUUCAAAGGCAGGGAAGGUCUUCUUGGCUUUGAUGCUGACCAGGACUCAAAGUUCUAUGGAAGUGACCUUUGACAAAGUGCGAAAGAUGAUCUUACAGUAG